UCUCAAUCCCCACCCACUAUCAAAGUCUCUCACUCUUCUUCAAAUCUUGUCUUCAAAGCUUAAUUCUAACCGCGUCGAUGGCUCGUACCAAACAAACAGCCCGUAAAUCCACUGGCGGCAAGGCUCCCCGGAAGCAAUUGGCGACGAAGGCUGCUCGGAAGUCGGCUCCGGCGACCGGAGGCGUAAAGAAGCCGCACAGAUUCAGGCCGGGGACAGUGGCGCUGAGGGAGAUUAGAAAGUACCAGAAGAGCACGGAGCUUCUGAUCCGAAAGCUUCCGUUCCAGCGGCUAGUUAGAGAGAUCGCUCAGGAUUUCAAGACGGAUCUUCGGUUCCAGAGCAGCGCUGUUUCGGCGUUGCAGGAGGCGGCGGAGGCGUAUCUCGUCGGAUUGUUUGAAGAUACAAAUCUCUGUGCGAUUCAUGCUAAGAGAGUUACGAUUAUGCCCAAAGAUAUUCAAUUGGCCAGGCGGAUUAGAGGUGAGAGAGCUUAGACAGCUAUGGAGUUAUCGAAUGCUGAUGGAAUAUUCUAGUUGGAGUAAACGGACUGUGUAUCAAUGGCGUUUGGGAAGUAAUUUGAUUUGUAGAAUCGUAGUUUAGUUCUUACUUUUCCUUUGGAUCUUGUUAUUUCUUGGAACUGAAAUCGCAUCUUGGCAAGAUCGGUGAAUGGUUUAAAUGAAAAAUCAAAUUUAAUUUCUUUACAA
Messenger RNA from Benincasa hispida (wax gourd), 698 nucleotides. Its product is annotated as histone H3.2. Gene Ontology annotation, molecular function: DNA binding; protein heterodimerization activity; structural constituent of chromatin. Gene Ontology annotation, cellular component: nucleosome. Lineage: Eukaryota; Viridiplantae; Streptophyta; Magnoliopsida; Cucurbitales; Cucurbitaceae. The record is from RefSeq and is a predicted model, not a curated record.